This is a messenger RNA of Debaryomyces tyrocola, 1479 nucleotides long. The record is from the annotation of a GenBank genome assembly. NCBI's taxonomy places the organism in Eukaryota, Fungi, Ascomycota, Pichiomycetes, Serinales, Debaryomycetaceae.
AUGUCAAUAGAUGCCAUAACAGAGGAAGUUAAGGAUAUUGAAGUAUAUUCAUCAGAUACUGACUCUUCGGACAGUGAUUUUGAAAUUUCUGGUGGUGAAAAAAAUGAUAGUGGUAAAUCGAAGACUAUAACAGAUAAAGGGGAAAUUAUUGCUAAAUACUCAGACAAAAUCAAAACUGAUGAUAUAAAGAAAGGGACAAAAGUAACGAAGGACAGAGCAAAUAGAGCUACAGUUGAACAGGUAUUGGACCCGAGAACCAUGAGAUUUCUUUCGAAGAUUAUCAAUAAGGGAAUUUUAUCAAGAAUAAAUGGAUGUAUAAGUACGGGUAAGGAGGCUAACGUUUAUCAUGGUGACCAUGAAGAUACAGAAGUGUCAGCUAGGGAAUACGCAGUAAAAAUUUAUAAGACUUCGAUUCUAGUCUUUAAAGACAGAGAAAGAUAUGUGGAUGGAGAGUUUAGAUUUAGAAAUACGAAAAGCCAAAGUAAUCCUAGAAAAAUGGUUAAAGUGUGGGCAGAAAAAGAGUUUCGUAAUUUGAAACGUUUGUAUUUGAAUGGUAUUCCAUGUCCCGAACCAAUAGAGUUAAGGUCUCAUGUUUUGGUGAUGGAAUACUUAACGAAAGGUAAUGGCCAGCCAUCUCCAAAAUUGAGAGAUCACCCAUUCAAAGACGUUGAAGAUAUUGUAUAUUAUUAUCAUCAGAUGUUGUAUUAUAUGAGGAGAAUGUAUCAGGAAUGCAGAUUAGUACAUGCAGAUUUAAGUGAAUAUAACUCAAUUGUACAUAAUGAGAAGUUAUAUAUCAUAGAUGUCUCGCAAUCUGUUGAACCAGAACACCCUAUGGCAUUAGAUUUCUUAAGAAUGGAUAUCAAGAAUGUUAAUGAUUUUUUUACUAGAAAGAAGAUUAAUGUUUAUCCUGAGAGAUUUCUUUUUAAGUACAUCACCGACGAUAAUCAAUCGUUAAACAUAGAAAAUAAUUCGGACGAGCAGUUAAGUAAAUACUUGGAAACAGUUCCAUUAAAGACUGAUGAUAAUGAAGAUAAUGUCGAAGAUGAAGUUUUCAGAUCUGUUUACUUGGUGAGGUCGUUAAAUAAUCUUGACGAAAGAGAUUUCCAGAAGUUUUCAGAAGGUAAAGUGAACACAUUAAAGGAUUUAGUAGAUACUAAAAAUGUGGGUUCUGAACGUAAUAAUAUUGACGAGGAUGACGAAGGAGAGCAUGAUGAGGAAGAAGAGGACGAUUCUGACGAAGAUUCAAGUGAAGAAUAUGAUUCUGAUGAUGAUGACGAAGAAGAAGACAACAACGAACUGCCUAAGAAGAAAGAAUGGGUAGAACGGGAGGAGGCCAUUCCAAAGGGUAAGAAGCACGAGGACAAGGAUGAGAAAAAAGCAAGAAAAGAAGCUGCAAAGACGUUGAAACAAGAGAAAAGAAAGACUAAAAUGAAGAAACAUGUCAAGAAGAAAAUCAUCAAUAAGAGAAAGGCAAAAUAA